Messenger RNA from Acaulospora morrowiae, 177 nucleotides. The record is from the annotation of a GenBank genome assembly. NCBI's taxonomy places the organism in Eukaryota, Fungi, Glomeromycota, Glomeromycetes, Diversisporales, Acaulosporaceae.
GCAAUAGAUAAUACAAUAAGAGUAUUCGAUAACCUCAAGAUUAGUUUGAAUGAAAUUUUAGGAGUAGAUUCCGAAGAAUACGAUAAAAUGGUACAAGCCAUGGUCAAAGAAAUGGAUGAAUAUAAUAGCUACGUCCGCACUGUUCGUGUAUAUGCUGUGAAAAAAAUGACUGAUUGA